AUGUUUGUUAGGGACAGAAUUGCUGCUGCCAACGAGUCUGUGAUGUUUGUUAGAGCCAGGUUUGUUGCUGGCAACGAGUCUGUGAUGUUUGUUAGAGCCAGGAUUCCUGCUGGCAACGAGUCUGUGAUGUUUGUUAGAGCCAGGACUGCUGUUAGCAACGAGUCUGUGAUGUUUGUUAGAGCCAGGUAUGCUGUUGGCCACGAGUCUGUGAUGUUUGUUAGAGCCAUGAAUGCUGCUGGCAACGAGUCUGUGAUUUUUGUUAGAGCGAGGUUUGCUGUUGGCCACAAGUCUGUGAUGUUUGAUAGAGACAGGAUUGCCGCUGGCAACGAGUAUGUGAUGUUUGUUAGAGCCAGGUUAGCUGUUGGCAACGAGUCUGUGAUGUUUGUUAGAGUCAGGUUUGCUGUUGGCAACGAGUAUGUGAUGUUUGUUAGAGUCAGGUUUGCUGCUGGUAACUUGUUUUUGAUGUUUGUUAGAGCCAGGUUUGCUGCUGGCAACGAGUCUGUGAUGUUUGUUAGAGACAGGACUGCUGUUGGCAACGAGUCUGUGAUGUUUGUUAGAGCCAGGUUUGCUGUUGGCAACGAGUCUGUGAUGUUUGUUAGAGACAGAAUUGCUGCUGCCAACGAGUCUGUGAUGUUUGUUAGAGCCAGGUUUGUUGUUGGCAACGAGUCUGUGAUGUUUGUUAGAGCCAGGUGUGUUGCUGGCAACGUGUUUUUGAUAAUUUUUAGAGCCAGGACUGCUGCUGCCAACGAGUCUGUGAUGUUUGUUAGAGCCAGGUUUGUUGUUGGCAACGAGUCUGUGAUGUUUGUUAGAGCCAGGUGUGUUGCUGGCAACGUGUUUUUGAUAAUUUUUAGAGCCAGGACUGCUGUUGGCAACGAGUAUGUGAUGUUUGUUAGAGUCAGGUUUGCUGCUGGCAACCAGUCUGUGAUGUUUGUUAGAGCGAGGUUUGCUGUUGGCAACGAGUCUGUGAUGUUUGUUAGAGCCAGGUUUGUUGCUGGCAACGAGUCUGUGAUGUUUGUGAGUGCCAGUUUUGCUGUUGGCAACGAGUCUGUGAUGUUUUUUAGAGCCAGGUUUGCUGCUGGCCACGAGUCUGUGAUGUUUUUUAGAGCCAGGUUUGUUGCUGGCAACGAGUCUGUGAUGUUGGUUAGAGCCAGGAUUGCUUCUGGCAACGAGUCUAGAUCUGUGAUGUUUGUAAGAGCCAGGAUUGCUGCUGGUAACGAGUCUGUGAUGUUUGUUAGAGCCAGGAUUGCUGCUAGCAACGAGGCUUUGGUGUUUGUUAGAGCCAGGUUUGCUCCUGGCAACGUGUUUUUGAUGUUUGUUAGAGUCAAGAUUCCUGUUGGCAACGAGUCUGUGAUGUUUGUUAGAGCCAGGACUGCUAUUGGCAACGAGUCUGUGAUGUUUGUUAGAGCCAAGUUUGGUGCUGGCAACGGGUCUGUGAUGUUUGUUAGAGCCAGGACCAAAGUUGUCACCCAGAUGAUAGAUCGUAUAUCAGACAGCUUUUUGUAUUGUGUCAUCAACCUUUAUUCAGUAUUUCAGCAGACAGAUCACAAAAUUCACCCCCAAUGUUGA
This is a messenger RNA of Haliotis rufescens (red abalone), 1566 nucleotides long. RefSeq names its product Kruppel-like factor 18. The transcript has a single exon. The record is from RefSeq and is a predicted model, not a curated record. Lineage: Eukaryota; Metazoa; Mollusca; Gastropoda; Lepetellida; Haliotidae. The coding region runs from base 1 to 1566 and encodes 521 amino acids.